GUGGAGAUAAGCAAUAUGGCGGCCAAAAUUUUAUUUUUAAUCUGACUUUGUUUUGUAUGAUCUGAAGCGACUGAUUGUAGAUAAGAUGUCAGAAACGGCAUCUGCCAGAGUUGUCCCUAGUGGGAAAAUUUAUCGGCAGAUGUUUGAUGCCCAGCUACAACUGACCCAAAGUUUAACAAAAAUAAAGAGAGAAGAUACACAAAGUAGUAAGGCUCUAACAAGACAAAGUACUGGAAUACCAUUAGUAAAACUUACUAGAGAUGAAGUCAGUCAUGGUUUACUCACAGAAAGACAGAGGACUUGGGCAGAUGGUUUCCCUAAUGAACCAUAUAUUGAAAAUCCAGCACUUCACAAGCAGUAUUCUGAGUUUAUCCAGGCAACACAGAAAGAAAGUGAAGGCAGUUUAUUUGGAAAAGAAGUACAGGGUCUGCCAGAUGUUGUUGUUCCGGCAAAACUUGGAUCCAAUAUAAUUGAUAGAAUUGCAGCUAGCAGAAAAGAAAGACAUGAAGCUGAAGUAGAAGAUAUGCAUCAAGAACUUAGUGUGAUUAACUCUGACAUAGAACCCAGAAUAGAAGAAAAUUGUGAAACACUCAUGAAAAAACUGGAAGAAAAUGAUGAACAAAUAGCAGAAAUUCUAGAGAGAAUAAAAACAGAUGAGGAUAUUUUGACCUACACCUUAGAUGAUUUAUACAUAAUCUGGGAAGAAGUGCAAGGACAUACAUACAAACGACAGGAAUGGAUUAAGUUUCUAGACGUACAGUUGUCAGAAAUAGAAGACGAGAGGAUGGAUAGGAUCAGAGAUGUUUUUCUAGACUAUGCCAAGAAACUGGAAAAAAUAUCACAUUUGAUGUCUCCAGAUCUACAAAGGUUUAUGGACCAAGAAGCUCAGGUAAUUAAUCAGACCAUGUUGAGUAAUAGAAGAGCCUACUCUGACUUGUUCGUCAGACUUAUGUCAUCUGACAUAGAGAGGGAAAAGACACAACAUACAACUUGGAAACGACGUGUAGAGGACUGGCGACAAUUGAAGACUGACCUAGCUAUUCAAAAGUUUAUUGAUUAUAUUCAAGGAGACAAUAUCAUAGACCCACCAAGUGUACAGAAAGUUAUGCGCCAACUGGCAGAAGAUCAGACCAUUCUCAGUAAUAAAAGGAAAGAACUAGUCAUACAAUUAAGGGAUUUGAAACCACCAGCAUCCACCAAAUCAGCUGUUUACCAAUGGAAUAAAAAUAUUCAAAUGGUCUCAAAAGAAAUAGACAGUACAAACCAGAUAUUUUUAACUAAACUACAUGAAGAAUAUGAAAAAGUCUGUCAAGAUUGUUUAGAACAAGUUGAUGCAAUUAAGAAAUAUUUGAUAGAAGCAGGAAUUUGUGGUAUGUUGAAAGCUAAACAUAUAGUGGAGAAUAAGAUGUUACCGUUGGUUGGUGAUAGACAAAGAGUAUAUGAAGAAAACUUAGAGACCAUGGAGAAAAAUUUAGAUGAUCAUAAUACAAAGACAAAUGAUCAGCUGAAGUCCUUAUUUAAGUAUGCACAAGGAUCAGCACAUGUUUGGGAUGUUCAUGAAAUUGGAUUGGCUAAACAGGAGAGAGCUCUACAGGAGAAACUGGAAAACUGUAGACAACAACAUGACAAUCAAAACCAGGAUAAAGAGGCUAAUUUAGAUAUAGUGAUGGAUAAGAUGAGGCAGGAUGCUACUGAAGGAGCACUUAAAGCCAAUCUUAAUAAAGCUCUUGAAAUGCUGGAGAAAAUUAAAGAUGCGUAUGAAAUAUUUCAUCAAGACCAGACAGGAAUUGUAAAGACAUACCCAAAUAUGGUAUUGCAAGAACUGGAGGGUUAUGAUUUAGCUGUUUGCAAGUUCUUCAUGGUUGGAAGGAACCCAGAGGAUAGCCAAUCAAGACGAGAGAAGGUUACUAAAAGUCCAUCAAAGACAAAAAAGCAUGAGGACGAUGAAGAUGAUGAUAUUGAGUUUGAUGGAAAAGCUAAGGAGACUACCCAAUCAGAAGCCAUCACAGAAAUUUUAAGGACAGAAAAAGGAACAAUGUUUUAUGUAUUGACUGAGUCAGGGGAAUAUGGUCUGACAGGAGACAAAUCACAGACUGCUACUUUCCUGACUGAAGUAGAAUCACCAAGAACACAACCAGAUUACAUUAAAAAUAUUACUGUGGAAGUCUCAUUGAUAAAUGAUGUGAAGAAAGGCAUAAGAUUGAAUUUCCUGAACCAUUUAGAAGAAUGGACUGAACAAGCCUCAGAGAGGUCUGAAAGUGUUGUUGUUUCUAAAUGUGAAGAACUGAACAGUGAAUUAGAUUUACGGUUACAUCUUCACAAACCAAGGUCUCGUAGAGCAGAAUUUGAUGUACACAAUGUCAGAGCAGCUGAACUAGUGAUGCAUUCUGAAAGAGUGUCAAGACACACCAAAGGUGUUCAGCAGGCUCUGACUGAUCUAAAACAAGAAUUUACAAACAUGGAGGAACAGCAUAAUAAACUAACACACAAGUUCAGAGAAGAUAUUGAAGCUUUGGAACUGGUUUUUAUCAAUGCUACUAAAUCUUCAAAAUUGGCUUCUCUACGUAUGCAGUUGAAAGAAGAAUCAGAAAAGUUUAUGACAAUGAUUAGAACAUCAUUGAAGAAUUUCCGUCAGCAUCUAGAUGAUACACUUCAGCGAUUACGUGAAUCAAAUGCCAGAUUUAUAAAGUCAUUUAAGGUAUUUUCUGAUGGUGGUAAUUUUUGUCCAGAGGAAAUUAGAGAAUACUGUAAAAAGUUGGACCAAUCAUCCCAGAAAAUAGAUAAAUGUGAGGGUGCUAUUAUGUUAGAACUGGAAGGACUAGAAUCCAAACGUAGGGAACAGGUCACUAAAGUGGUUGUAGAAUUUGAUGACAGGUUUAAACACCACAUGAUAGACCUUGUAUUUAUGGAAAGGAUAGCCAGAUGGUUAACAAACACACAAGUGAAAAUUAAGGCUGAGGUAGCCAAUAGUAAUUCUCAGGCUCAACAACUAGCCCAAUACCUCAAUGAUGUAGUCAGGAGGAUUGAUGCUUGUGAAAGACCUAACUUGGAUAAAGAGCAAAUAACAUCAACACAAUUGAAUGACUCACUAAAGUUAGUGUUUGAUUCCUACCAUGCCAGAAGUAUAUUCUUGAAUUGUACAAAGGACACAAUUGCCAGACCAACCUCUGCAAUGCAGGGACCUCCAGCUAUUGCACGUGUUGUUUUCACUGGAGCAGACUCAACACCAACGCCUAUCAGUAAAGCAGGAAAACAACCAACGGAAGAUCCCUCUGUUGGGGUAAUCAAAAGUAUAUUAAAAACACAGAAAACAAAGAUGAGGUUUGGAAUGGAUGCUGAUAUAGAUGGGGAGACAACUCCAUUUGGACAACAAUUAGAGAUGAGAGAGAAAAUGAAGUCAUCAUUGUCAGUCAGUACCCCAACAGACAAAUCUAAACAGAAACGAGGACCAAAUAGUGGACUUCCAACAGAUAGUCCUCCCAAGAGAGUCCAAUCGGGAGAACCAAGCUUUCAUGGGACGCCUACUGCGGCCCCUAGGUUAAGGAGAAGUAGUAAAUCUACUAAAUUUGACAAAAAAUAUUUAAUAUUUGGAGAAAAAGAUGAAGAAGGAGAGGAGUUCCAUCUGUUGGGCAUUAUAAGGAGAAAUUUACGGGAAGCACUAGAUGGUCUUCUGACAUCUGCAGAGUUAUACUACAAGAACAAAGGUAACAGACAAGUAACCAGACCACAGGUUUUACAGGAGACAUUUGAACUAUGUGCUGACGUUGUUGUACAGAAAUUACAGUCGUAUUUCACACAGGCUGACGAGUAUCACAAUCAAUGCUUACAAGAAUUCAGAAAUCAGUUGAUACAACUUGAAGAAGCAGUUUCCCAUGUCCCUGAUUUAUUACUGAAGGAUUUACUGGAGGAUGAGCUUAAUAAAUCUAAAGAGGCCAGGGACACUGUGUCUGAACAGUUCUCUGUUACACUCAGUCAACUUCACAAAAAACAGAAAGAUCAUUCGACUUUGUUACGUCCUACCCUAGGACACCCACAUCAGAAGACUGGAAUAGCAUCCCUGGGUGAGAAGGAGUUGGAAAGACAUAAUGCCUAUAUAUCUGCUGUAGAAAAGCAGACUAAAGAACUACAGGUUGUGACAUUAGAACAAUCUAAGACAUUUGUUGAACAGUUGUCCAGAACGGCAGAAAAUCAACUGGUUCAGUAUGAUAACCUUCUGACCGUGGAUGAUGUGGAGAAAGGAAGGGUAGAGCCAAAGAAAUACCCAACCAGUGAACUCAUAAGAAGAAGGAACCAAGGUUUGCCUUUAGAAGAUGAUGAGGAUAAAAAUGCCCUCCCACGAGGAAAAAAUACAUGGACAGGUAUGCCCUCUAAUGAACUGGUAAUUGAAGGUUCUGGUAAACCUCAGCUAACAGCCUCGGUCACUACAGCCAAAACUACAUUGGGACAUACUGCUACAAUUACUGCCAGAGACAAAGCUUAUCAGGAAUAUAAAAAUAAGUUUGAAAAGACAUUAGAAAUAAUAGAAGAAGAAAAACAGAAAUUGUUAUUAGCAGAACAAAGAUGGAUGGAUAGCUGGAAUACUUCAGUGGAAAAAGUCAAACAGUUAUACUGAAAUAACUCUUAAUAAUAGCAUUUACUGUGAUAAUGAAUUGCGAUAUUUUUUUAAAGAUUUUUUUUAUAUUUGAUGAUUUUCUCAUUUAAUAAAAUGUCCGUCCUUGCAUAUUGUUUAUUUUAGUUUGUUUUAUAAUUCUCAAUGAUGCUGCAAUGAGUCUGAUGAAGCAACUUUUUUUUGUUUAAAUGUUUAAAGUUUUUGCUUUUACCCAAAUUACUCAAUUUUUCAAGCUAGAAUUGUUGCAAUACUGAAUUUUAUAAAGUAUGUAUGUUUAGUUGAACAGGUUAGGAGAAAUGCUUAUGGAAAGAUCAUUCUUGACUGUUUACUAGAUAUAAUAAAAGUAGAAAGAAAUACAUUACAACUCAACCAAUUUAUUUAGGCUCAAUAUAUAAAUAGCUGUUAUUUUAAGUUAAGAAUGGAUCAGUAAAAAAUAUUGACCUUAUAUGAUUAAAUUAAAUAGACAUAUGAAAGUCACUUUUUCAGUUUUCAUAGAAGUUGCUUUUAAGAAAAACUUGAAAAUGGUUAAAACUAAGGCCUUCUGAAAGUUCCAGAAAAGAAAAAAAAAAGAAAAUCCUUGUUUCCUGUUUUGUGGCCUCAUUUCUACACAAAAUACAUUAUGAAAGUAAGAAAACUCUGGUCCUGUUAUAAUAAGGAAAUUUUGUUCAUCAGCAUUGUAUUGAGUGCUAUAAAAUACUUGAAAGAAUUUAUAGUUUUAAUAGAAAUGAAAUUUAAAUGUGAAAAUAAAAGAAAAUGAGAAAGACUUUAAAGAUGUGAUGCAUUUCUUGUGUUGCUUAUUUGUUUUUGUUAUUCUGCAUAGUUUUUAACAGAUUUAGUCAGAAAUGCCUCAACUUCUUAUGCUCCAAUACUGUUGAUUCAUUUAUUAUUGUGUUAUUAACUUUUGUGGAAUGAGGAUAAAAUGGUAAUUGUGUUUAUUCAAUUUCUUGGUUUAAACAGAUUUUGUAUACAAGCCUAUAAGAAAUAUGCAUUUUGCUUCAAUUUUUAUAUUUUGUUUAUACACAAGAAAUCCAAGAAAAUUAGUACUCUACAAAUAAUGAUGCAUCCACAGUACUUGAUGAGUAGAAACAUUCCAGACUAUUUAUUAUUUCAAGUGUAAAUGAUUGUUAUAUGUAUACUAUUUAUCAAAUUUGUGAAUUAAAAUGAUGAUAUUUUAAAUUGAAA
Molecule: messenger RNA, 5791 nt
Organism: Mytilus californianus (California mussel)
Lineage: Eukaryota; Metazoa; Mollusca; Bivalvia; Mytilida; Mytilidae
Product: coiled-coil domain-containing protein 180-like
Exons: 38
Coding region: 86-4612 (1508 amino acids)
Source: RefSeq, a predicted model, not a curated record